AUGGAUUAUCCUGUGGGAGGGGUAGAAGAUACAGCACCAAAGACAAAGGUUUAUAAUCAGGGAAUAGAGAAACGAUGGAGAAUGACAAACGGUGGAAAAGUUGUAGAAAUGAUUGGACACAUCCACUGUGAUGUGUUUAAUCAAGAUAAAUUUCUAUUGAACGGUGUUGAUGUGCGUUUGCGUCUAGUGCGGUCUAAAGAUACAUUCUGUUUGAUUGAUAGAACCAGUAAAAAUUAUAAAAUAGCAAUUACUGAAGCCUCUUUGAUAGUGAGAAGAGCAAAAUUAAGUCCUGGUGUUCUGCUUGCACAUGCCAAGACUCUGGCUAAGACGACAGCAAAGUAUCCAUUGACGCGUGUGGAGGUGAAAUCCUUUGUUCUUCAUCGUGGGACAAGUGGAGAUUCUAUCGAUAAUGCUAUUCUUGGACAAUUACCAAAACGUGUUAUUCUCGGCUUUGUUGAUAAUGUUUCAUUCAAUGGUGAUAAGACUCGAAACCCUUAUGACUUCAAAAAUUGGGGAAAUAAUUUUCUAAGUCUGUACGUGGAUGGCGUGCAAGUCCCAGGGCGUCCAUUACAACCCAGUUUUGCCGGCGGCUCUCACAUGGAGGCGGAAAGUUAUAGCACGUUAUUUAAUGGGACUGGUAUUCAUUUUAGUGAUCAUGGAAUAGACAUUUCUCGAUCGGAUUAUUCAAAUGGUUACUGUCUUUUUGCGUUUGACCUAACUCCGGAUUUAUCAGCAAAUUGUGCUACUCAUUGGAAUCUUGUGAAAACGGGUAGUCUCAGAAUUGAGGUGCACUUUGAUGAAGCAACGACAACAAAUUUGAAUUGUGUUCUAUAUGCUGAGUACGAUAAUAUCUUGGAAAUCGAUUCCACGAGACAGAUAAUUGUCGAUUACAAUAGCUGA
Molecule: messenger RNA, 900 nt
Organism: Fopius arisanus
Lineage: Eukaryota; Metazoa; Arthropoda; Insecta; Hymenoptera; Braconidae
Exons: 1
Coding region: 1-900 (299 amino acids)
Biological process (GO): deoxyribonucleotide biosynthetic process
Cellular component (GO): cytosol
Molecular function (GO): ribonucleoside-diphosphate reductase activity, thioredoxin disulfide as acceptor
Source: RefSeq, a predicted model, not a curated record